AUGUUAAAUGGAAAUGCCUUUCUGAAGGAAAACAGCGAUAUAAAUAUCUUCCAAAUAACUCUGCAAAAACUCAACUUCAAAGUAUGCCCUAAUAUCAAACGCCAGAAUGCUGAUUUGAAAGAAUUACUACAAACUAAAAUCCAACAAGCUACACAAAUUACAGACUGUAAAUCGGCGACUACUAUAAAAAUCAAAGAACUGGAAGGGAAGCCAACAAAAUGUAGCUUUGAAUCUAGAGUUUCCAGUUGUUUGACCAAUAAAACCGAAGUACAAGAGACUAAGGUUUACGAUAUUAAAACCUUUUCAGCGCCUUGCGAUUCAGACUUGGCAGGACCUGGUUGGACCGUUGUCCAGAGGCGUAAGGAUGGCAGCGUAAACUUUAAUCGGAGCUGGAACGAAUAUCGUCUAGGAUUCGGCGAUCCGCAGGGAGAAUUCUUUUUGGGACUCGAAAAGCUCCACCUGCUUACAAAAACCCAACCGCACGAGCUCUUUAUAUAUCUCAAGAUCUUUGAAAACGAAACAGUUUUCGCUCGCUAUGAUAAUUUUCUUAUAGGCGAUGAAAGUGAAUCGUUUCGAAUUAAGUCCUUAGGAUUAUAUACUGGGACUGCUGGCAAUUCCCUGUCAAGUCAUAUUGGCAUGAACUUCAGUACAAUUGAUCGCGAUAAUGAUUUCUCUGAGUUAAAUUGUGCUUCUGAAUGGUCGUCCGGUUGGUGGUUCCGCAAAUGUCUCAGCUGUAAUCUGAAUGGUAUAUAUGGAGUUAACUAUAAUUAUUCUGAUAUCAAGUGGAAUGUCCUUAAUAUAAAGAAAAAAGCUUUUUUUGUACAAAUGAUGAUUCGACCAAAAACUACUUAAAAUCUCAUAAGAACAACAUGCUACAAUCGAUUAUACAAGUAAUACACUUUGAUAAAAAAUAAAAAUAAAAGAUGAACUGUU
Messenger RNA from Drosophila montana, 933 nucleotides. Its product is annotated as fibrinogen C domain-containing protein 1-like. The transcript is spliced from 3 exons. Lineage: Eukaryota; Metazoa; Arthropoda; Insecta; Diptera; Drosophilidae. The record is from RefSeq and is a predicted model, not a curated record. Bases 1 to 852 code for a protein of 283 amino acids.